AUGAAUGGUCACAGCAAGGCCGCCUUCGCGAAUGCACCUGGUGUUACCUACGACGGGCAGCUCCGUGUUUUCCGUCUUCGAUGCAAGGACUCAUUGUACGCCUUUCGCGUCGAUGAUGCUCGCAAUCUCGAGCAUCUCUACUGGGGUCCGCCGCUCCCCACGGGCGACGAUAUUACAUAUCUUAUCCGAUCCCAUGUCCCAACCCCCUUCGAUCCUAGAGGCACCAUCUCCAUCGCCAAGAUACUAGGCUUGGAGGAACUCGACACCAUCGACAACGUCGAGGAUCUCUCCGAGAAAUGGAAAGUCUUCACCAAGCAGAAGAACGCAGAUGGGGUCGAAGUCGGGAAGCGUGGCCGUCGUCUCGAGAACGCCUCAUGGCGUCUCUGGAGUCGGGAGCGCAGUCGCGGUGGCGAUCUUAACCGCGAUCUAUCCGAAGCCACCCUGGAACGUACUUUGAACGAGCUCUCGGAAUCCGCUAGUGCCUCACAAUCUGAGGAGGUGUCCGUUCAUUUUCCAGAUCGCCCUGUCACUCCACAUGCUACCGCAAACGGACCAACACGUUCUGCUGGACCUAUGGGACUUGGCAUGCGUAGAGCAAAGGCCAGUGCUAGUAUGGCUGACGUUUCUGCUGUUGCCCAAGCCCAUGUCCAGGGUGCCAGAUCCGGCAUUUUUUCUCCACUAGAACACCAUCGGUCGUCCCAUGAUAUGGGUAUGGCAGGUAAGAGUGGACCGGUGAGUCCACGUCUCAAGUACAAUGCAGCCGGUCAAGUUUAUAGCCCUGUUGCUGGCUCUUUUGGCGACCUUUCCAUGGUUGAACAAGCCACCAACUGGGGUGCCCUUGACCCCGAGAUCCUCGGCAAGAAUACCAAGCUGCUCGAGUUUUCCGAUGCUUGUACUGGUGACUACAGAGAUGCUUCAUUCAAGGUCGUCUUUUCGAAGGAUGGCUCCUCAGUCUGUCCCAUUCAAUACAAAGGCUACAAGAUUAAAGAAGGCAAAGUCCUCAUGCCAUCUCCGAUGCCCGCGAUGUACACAGAUAGUGUCGAGGAAGCGACGACCUUGAUCGUUGAAAUGGAAGAUAUCCUCUCUGGUUUACGCUUUAACCUGCACUACACCGUUAUGCAUGACUACGACAUUAUCACUCGUCGAACUGUAAUCGUGAAUAACGGAAGUCAUCCCGUCAAUUUGGAACACCUGGUGUCGGGCACGUUUGACUUUGAUGCUGAGACGAACUACUACAUGACGGAGCUCGCUGGAGGAUGGGCGCGAGAGCGAGCAGUGGUCACUCAGAAGCUGGAAUACGGCGUCACGGUUGUCAAGUCUGCCCGAGGUGCGAGUUCGCACCAGUUUAACCCCUUCAUUGUCGUUUCUCCGAACGAAGAACCGGCGGAGGAUCACGGCGAGGUUUUCGGAUUCGCGCUAGUGUACUCGGGUAAUUUCAAUGCCGUUACCGAGAUUACAGAGUUUGGCCGUCUGCGAGUCAAUAUUGGCCUCAACCCUGAGAGCUUCAAUUGGCAUUUGGACAAUCAAAAAGGAAACAACACGUUUUCAACUCCUGAGGUCAUCAUGACCUACAGCAAUGAAGGGCUGGGAAAGAUGUCAAGAAUACUACACAGGGCGAUCAGGGAACGUCUGAUUCCGCGAAACUCGAGAUACAAAAUCCCCCCCGUACUUAUCAACACAUGGGAAGCAGCCUACUUCAAUGUGAGCCAUGAAAUUGUCGUCGAAAUUGCCCAAGCCGCUGUUAAAGCGGACAUUGAACUGCUUGUUUUGGAUGAUGGAUGGUUUGGGGUCCGGCAAAACACGCUGAGUGGGCUGGGAGAUUGGUAUCCGAACCCUGAUAAGUUCCCAUUUGGAAUUGAUGGUGUUGCCCGAGCCGUUAACGAAAUCGGAAUGAAGUUUGGCAUCUGGAUUGAACCAGAAAUGGUUUCUCUAGAGAGCGAUCUGUAUCGUGCCCAUCGUGAUUGGUGCCUUUGCGUGCCCACGAGAAGUCGGACUACUGGACGGAAUCAACUAGUACUCGACUUUUCCCGGAAAGUUGUGCGAGAGCACAUCUAUGACUUGUUACAUAGCUUAUUGAGCUCCGCCAAUAUUGAGUAUGUGAAAUGGGAUAUGAAUCGUCACCUCACUGAAGUAUUUUCGCAAGAAUGGCAUGCAGAGAGGCAGGGAGAAAUAGCUCAUCGAUUCAUUCUUGGCGUGUACGAGGUGUUGGGCCGACUGACAGAGGCGUUUCCAAAGGUGCUUUUCGAGACUUGCUCCGGGGGAGGAGGUCGAUUCGAUUGCGGGAUGUUGUAUUUUUCGCCACAGAUCUGGACUUCAGAUAACACGGAUGCUCUAUCACGUGUGUCGAUUCAGUAUGGUACAUCACUUGUGUACCCAGCAUCGACAAUGGGCGCACAUAUUUCCACGGUACCGAAUCAUCAGACACUGCGGACGACGCCGAUGAAAACUAGGGCAGUAGUUGCGAUGUCCGGUACAUUCGGUUACGAGUUGGAUCCGCGAGAAUUCAGUGAGGACGAUAUCUCAGAGGUGCAAAGGUAUAUUGAACUUCAGAAGCGAAUUGCACCACUUGUGUAUAAAGGGGACAUGUAUAGGUUGUGGUCGCCCUUCAAGUCAGACUCCGCUGCAUGGAUGUUUGUCUCGCGGGACAAGAAGCACGCGGCCGUAAUGGCCGUGAGCAUCAGACGUGUAGUCGGGCGUCUCCUUCCACGAUUGAAACUUCGGGGAUUGGACCCUGACACGGUUUACCACGUGGAGGAACUUUGCCCUGGGACAGUUGUGCGGAACGCUGACACAGGCGCGAUGGACCAUGCACCCACGGGCGUGUACCAGUAUGGAGCGCCAUUGACGAUGACAGGACGUACAAUGCAGAAUGCGGGGCUGCCCGUGAAGUUUUUGUUUGAUGCAGAUUCUGUUUUGUUUGAAUUGAAGGCAGAUGUUUUGAUGUCGCAAGCGAGGGCCAUGGCCGAAAUCACGAUAUAAGGAAACUGUGAAUAGAAGCCACACAGCGUGGUUUAUUUCAACAUAGAGUGGUAAAAGAGAGGUCAUUGACAUUUGUUUUGGGCUUUUUACGUAGACAUGGUACCAUACGACCUUUCCCUUUGAAGUUCACUCGGACGGAAGCGAUGAAUAACGGUCGUGUCGAGACUGGGGGUGUACGACGGGGAGCAGGGUGGACAUAAAGUACAGGAGCUACGGGAAGACGGGCGAGGAGGGCAUGUGAUGCCUUAAUGGUGGGUUAGCCUGGAGACAUUUAACAGUAUCAUACACGUGUACAGCAUACUAAAGAUUUCUUUAUAAGAACGAUUUGAUUGGGUCUUGGUCUAUCGAAAUGACAAAUUGCCAUCGACCACGUGUCCAAGGGCAUGUCACGGAAAUGGCUGUGCGUCUGAACGAACAAAUGAAAGGUCAACGUCAUCACUUCUGUACAGACAUCGGACGGUCGGAUACGGGAAGGCGCGCUCUCCUUAACGAGGACACCCCACUCUUUCGAAUUUCCUGAGCAGGGACGUAACGCUCCCUCGCAAUCACACCGCGUCGCUUGCAUCUCCCUCUUCACAGCGUCGCCGGAAGGCCUUGUCGCGUGUCUCUUGAGUCUGUCGCCAACUAGGUGCAAUGGGGAAGCGGAAGCGUGCCACCAAGCCCCCGCCAAAGAAGAAGGCCGCCAAGCUGGAGAAGAUUUUCGACUGCCCGUUUUGUGGCCACGAAAAAACCGUCGACGUCGCCAUCGAGAGAGAUAUCAAUGUAGGCAAGGUUGAAUGUCGCGUCUGCGGUGUCAAAUUUUCCGCCUUGAUAAACCGUCUCGAAGAGGAGAUCGACGUCUACUCCAAAUGGAUUGAUGCAUGUGAAGCAGCAAACCGGGAUCCAAACGAACUCCCGGAACCCAAGGAAGAGACGAAACCAGAGGAUCAUCUUCCGCCGGCUGUCGAUGAUGACCUUGAAGCCGACGCGGAGGACGACCUCAUUUAAUAUGUUCACAACUACCAGUGUACUUAUGUCUACUCAGCUUUCGUAUAUAGCGAUGGAUUUCUGCACGGCCGGAUGCAUGCGUUGUGAGGCGCCCUUUUUGAACCGAAUCUGCCGCCCCGAUACCGCCCACAGCACAUAGGUUUUACCAGCGACACUUACGUUCCUAGCUCAUUUUGCACACUGCUACUGAGAGCACUUCCGCCGCAUUCGACCUGCAAUUUUCCCUGUCGCAACUUCGUCAGAACAUUUUGCAAGAGCGCGUAAAUUUCAUUUCGAGCCGUCUCGAUAAACA
Molecule: messenger RNA, 4258 nt
Organism: Chondrus crispus (carragheen)
Lineage: Eukaryota; Rhodophyta; Florideophyceae; Gigartinales; Gigartinaceae
Product: alpha-galactosidase
Exons: 2
Coding region: 1-2979 (992 amino acids)
Biological process (GO): carbohydrate catabolic process
Molecular function (GO): alpha-galactosidase activity
Source: RefSeq, a predicted model, not a curated record